AUGGAAAAUUUUCUUGAAUUUUCAAUUGUUCACGAUAUGACUGGUAAAGGAUUAUCUACUUCUAAACUUCAGUUGCUAGAGAAAUUUGGACUUGAAAAAAAAAAACCUUAUAGGACAAGAUUAUGAUGACGCGGCAUCAAUGAGUGGGAAAUUCAAAGGCAUCCCUAGCAAUACAUCACAGGUAAAAUAUAAUUAAUAUCAUAUUAUUUUAAAGUUCUAUAUAUUUUCUUCUCUUUUUAUUGUAUUUAGAAAAUGAACCAAUUAAUUAAAAAGGUUAUAUUGUUUACAAUUUUUAAAUUUUAAAUUAAAUUAAUAUAAUAUAAUAUGUAUUUAUAGACACUAGGUAACCUACCUAUACAGUGUUCCAAUUUUUUUAAAAUUUUUAUAUUUCAUAGGCUGUUCCACUUGUGCUUUAUGUACAUUUAGCUUCUCAUUCAUUACAUUUGGCUGUAGGAAAUUCAUGUAAAAUCGUAUCAAUUAAAAACUGUAUUGGAACUUUAUCUUUAGUAAUAACAUUUUUCCGAGCUUCUUCACAAAGGACAAAAACACUGAUUGAAUGUAUUAAUGAAUAUGCCCCACAAAAUCCAAAAAUAAACACUAAUAAAAAUGUGUGA
Cinara cedri is the source of this 614-nucleotide messenger RNA. The record is from the annotation of a GenBank genome assembly. NCBI's taxonomy places the organism in Eukaryota, Metazoa, Arthropoda, Insecta, Hemiptera, Aphididae.